Messenger RNA from Phaeodactylum tricornutum CCAP 1055/1, 735 nucleotides. RefSeq lists its product with no specific name. Lineage: Eukaryota; Bacillariophyta; Bacillariophyceae; Surirellales; Neidiaceae. The transcript has a single exon. The record is from RefSeq and is a predicted model, not a curated record. The coding region runs from base 1 to 735 and encodes 244 amino acids.
AUGUCGAACAACGAACUGGAUGAUGCGGAGAAUCGUCCGCCCGUUUACGCUAACGCGGCUUUCAACGGUCGCUUGCCCACCAUCACGGGUCGCACCGUGGAGGACGUAGGUCGUAGCUCGAGGCGCGUGAGCGCAGCGACUGUCAAUCUGGGCAUAUCCACCGAUACCUGCACUGCUGUCGAAGUUGGUCGGGAAGUCAUCUUUCAUCAUCGUUUGGUGCAGCAAGUUGCGGGUUCCGACGUUGCCCCAGCUUGGUUCCUUCCGGCGUUGCAGACGGCUUUGGCACCCAUCCAAAACAACUUGACGCAGCUCAAGGAUGGCAUGACGCAGCUCAAAGAAGACGUGACGCAGCUCAAAGAAGACGUGACACAGCUCAAAGAAGACGUGACGCAGCUCAAGGACCGCGUAGACCAAGUUGGCAAGGAAACUCUCGGUAUCAAGAACGACGCGAUUCGUCGGGACAACCAGCAACGCCGCACCUUUUGUCGCACCGUUGUGUUUCCUGUUGUCAUUGAAGCUGGAGGACUUGUUGGUAUUGGUGAGACCCCAUCGGUCUUGCACUUUGGGAUAGCAGAGGACACCUUUCGUAGUGUGAAAAGUCUUAUGCAGCUCAACGGGUCGGAUUUGGAUCAAAUCUACAACGUGUACCGUGAGGAGCCGCUUGCCCAUCGUGUUGGACGAAGCACCAUGUCACGCCGUGAGGCUGUCAUCCGAUUAAUCUUUGGGACGUUUUAG